AUGGAUCUUCAUAUGGUGUUCAUAGAUCUUGAAAAGGCUUAUGACAAAGUUCGAAGGGAUAUUCUCUGGAGGUGUCUGGAGGCUAAAGGUGUCCUGAUGGUGUAUAUUAGGGUGAUAAAGGACAUAUAUGAUGGAGCCAAAACUCGGGUUAGGAUGGUGGGAGGUGACUCAGAGAAUUUUUCUGUGGAGAUAGGACUUCAUCAGGGAUAUGUACUGAGUCCUUUCCUUUUUGCCUUGGUGAUGGAUAAGCUGGCACGAUGUAUUCAGGAGGAGUUUUCAUGGUGUAUGCUAUUUGUUGACAACAUAGUUUUGGUUGAUGAGAUCGGGAUAGAGUUAAUGAUAGGUUGGAGUGUUGCGAUGGACAAAGAGGGAAUGAUAGUGAGGCUUGCCACUCAACCUAUCUCCAAGAUAGAAAGCUUUAAAUAUCUUAGAUCCAUCAUCCAGAGAAAUGAGGACAUCAAUGAGGAUGUCACGCAUCACAUUGGGGCAGCAUGGAUGAAAUUGAGGCCUGCCUCUAGAGUCCUGUGUGAUAAGAAGGUCAUAGCAGCAUUGGAGGUACUGAAGAGGCACAAAAAGGCAAUUGGGUGGCAAAUGACCUAUCUUCAUGGCAUCAGCCCUGCUUUAUGCAUGCAUAGAAUUUUCAUGGAAGAAGGACAUAAGGCUAGUGCAUAA
Solanum dulcamara is the source of this 672-nucleotide messenger RNA. RefSeq lists its product as uncharacterized. The transcript is spliced from 3 exons. Bases 1 to 672 code for a protein of 223 amino acids. Lineage: Eukaryota; Viridiplantae; Streptophyta; Magnoliopsida; Solanales; Solanaceae. The record is from RefSeq and is a predicted model, not a curated record.